Cylicocyclus nassatus is the source of this 663-nucleotide messenger RNA. The record is from the annotation of a GenBank genome assembly. Lineage: Eukaryota; Metazoa; Nematoda; Chromadorea; Rhabditida; Strongylidae.
AUGAAAGAAUACCAAGUUUUCAAAGGCAGUUUUUAUGUGGCAACGAAUAAGUCCGAUGCCGACAUCACCAUCACCGACACCCGUACUGGGGUGACUCUUUGCACCGUUGCAACGGGCAGUCAGGCUCUUUUUGUGGCUAUCGGUUCUUUCGGCGGCGGGGGUGGUAAUACAAAGCCGUUGGAGGAAGAAAUUGAGAGGCUAAACGGGGUCGUUUCUGAACAAGACCUACAAAUUGACAUCCUGACUGCUCAAAAGCGGGCGGCAAUGGAAGCUAACACCAUGCUCAACGCCGAACUUGACGGCAAGACCGAGGAGGUCAACAGCCUCAACUCUUAUAUUGGGGGCAAAGCAACCGAUGUGAGCGGGUACGCGGACGACAUAGACGGGAUACGAGAGAGAGUGGAUGCUGUCAACGCGAAGGUGGAAAAUUUGGAAGGGGCGAAUGUUGUACCCAAUGCUGCUUACGUUGAUGAAAAUGGGGAAUUGCAUGGGAAAGCCAUUGUAUAUAAUACUCUCAAGACGGACGCAAACGGCAAACGCUAUGAUGUCAUUGAGGGUCAAUUCAUUUACGCCCCCGGCAAAGCGGAAAACGAAGACACCGAGGUACACGCAAACCUUGAGGCAUGCUUAACCGCUCACGGUUUGACCGCCGUUGAAGCCUAA